Messenger RNA from Dichotomopilus funicola, 3399 nucleotides. RefSeq lists its product as uncharacterized. Gene Ontology annotation, biological process: intra-Golgi vesicle-mediated transport. Gene Ontology annotation, cellular component: trans-Golgi network; endosome; cytoplasm. The record is from RefSeq and is a predicted model, not a curated record. NCBI's taxonomy places the organism in Eukaryota, Fungi, Ascomycota, Sordariomycetes, Sordariales, Chaetomiaceae. The coding region runs from base 1 to 3399 and encodes 1132 amino acids. Gene Ontology annotation, molecular function: GTPase activator activity; protein binding. The transcript is spliced from 6 exons.
AUGGGUAACGUUAGCAGCGUGCCCGACGAGGGCGCAACUCUCUUUCUUAGAGACCAGAAUCGCUUAUCUAUCUCUUCUGCUGUCAUAGCUAGCCCGAAACGGCGCACCUCGAUAAACAUCGUUCCAAAUGCAUUCCCGGCUACAAGAGUAUCUGCAUUACGAAGCUCUGGCGACUCUGCUCCAGUCGAAUUUGUCUUGGACACUGAAAACCCCAGCUCUAAUGGCCCCUCAUUCCUCCUAAAACUCGUGAACGAAGACGAGCUCGUCAUCACCUUCACAUUUAUCAUUCGACAACCACAUGCCGCUGUCCAAAGCCCAGGGAAUAAUACCGAUGUGGCAGCCCCGGCCGACACCCAGAUCAACGGCCUAACCUUUGUGUUUGCUUCAACGCCCCGCGAAGUCGAAAACCUAGUGACCCGCGAGUUCCAUGCCGACCCGAAUCUCCACAAGAACGCCAACGUUGCGCUGGUAGGAAACAGCUAUUCGACCGAGGGCAGCUCCUCAGUGACGUUUGACUGGACAUGGCGCUGGAAACCGCCCAAGACCGCGGAGGAUCGGGGCGGAGGCUGGAGAAAUUCUUGCAGUGUUGCUCACCGGCUGAUAACUUUGGCCAGCUUCUCCUUCUACGUUGCGAGUAGGUAUUCUCCCAGCUAUGCCUCCCCAUACCAAAGCCAGCCCAGUUCGCCCACUCCCCCGCUCCUGAGCGCUCCUCCCAAAGUCCGAGUCGUGUCGGCACAAUCCCUCGAGUCUCAAAUCGGCACCAUUCCGGAACACGAGGAGAUUGCUUCGCCUCAACAGACCAACAACGACCCAAUCAACGCUCUCCCGGCACCCGCCGUUCCUGCGAAGGAGCCCAUCAAGGUGGACGUCUCUUGCCCAAGACCCACGGAGGAUAUGUCGAUGUCAGACGACGGACCGGUUUUCCGGGCGACGAUGAAAGCGCUUGAGCAAAAGACGGGCAAUAUGAGGACGCAGAUGAAGCGGUUGAUCAAGAAGGCCGAAUACGUGCACCAACAACAGCAGGAGGCCAACGACGCGUUUGCCUCUUUCAUGGAUGCUCUAAAGGACGUCUCGUCGACUAACGCCAACGCCGUGCAACCCGCGAUUGAGCAUUACUUUGACAAGAUCGCCCGGGAGAUUUUGCAUUACGAGCGCCAGAACACGGCCAACCUGCAGAAGAUUGUCAUCGACCCGGUGAACAAGCUGUACCAGCUGGACAUCAAGCAGGCUGAGGCUAAAAAGCGCGACUUCGAAGAGGAGAGCAAGGAGUUCUACGCCUACGUGAGCCGCUACCUUGGCCAGCGACACGACUCGGUCAAGGCGAAGCAGAGUGACUCCAAGUACCAGACGAAGCGGCGGAACUUCGAGCUCAAGCGGUUUGACUACUCGUCCUUCAUGCAGGACCUGUCUGGCGGCCGUAAAGACCAGGAAAUUUUAUCCAACCUCACCAAAUUUGCGGAUGCACAAGCUAGGUGCUUUCUGCGCACCGCGAAGAAGGUCGAUGAGCUGCUCCCACAGCUGGUGGCCUUGUCGACUGAAGUCCACGAGGCCGACAAGGAGUAUCAAUACCAGCGCGUCGAGCGGGAAGAGAAGCGCCGGCUCCUUGAAAAGGGCAGCGUCGCAUACACAGAACCCGAACCGCCCGCCACAGCCGCUGGGCCAACUCCCGCGGCCAGCCACAGCCAAAGCCACCAGAACGGAGCAGCUCAGCAACAGCAGCAACAGCAGCAGCAGCCGACGACGUCCGAUACCGAUAUCGGGCGCGCAGACAGCACUGGGUCACAACUGCGACCGACCCGUUCCAUCAACUCGGGCGGCACGCCCAGUGUUGGCGAUUUGACCAGGUCCCCAGGCAGUCUCAGCCAACAUGCUCCUGUGGGCAGCCCCAGCCAGAACAAUAAGUUCAAGGGCAUCCGCGACCUGGAAGAGCGGGACCCCAACCAAGCGGUGCAGUCCGAUAAGGAAGCGCCCAACAGGAAAGAAGGAUUGCUCUGGGCUCUCAACCGCCCUGGAGGGCAUGUUGACCCGAGAAACCUGAACAAACAAGGCUGGCACAAGUUCUGGAUCGUUCUGGAUCAGGGGAAGCUCUCGGAGUACAGCAACUGGAAACAGAAACUGGACCUCCAUAUGGAGCCUAUUGACCUGCGUCUUGCUUCCGUUCGAGAAGCGAGGAAUGCCGACCGCCGCUUCUGCUUCGAAGUCAUCACACCCCAAUACAAGCGAGUGUACCAAGCUACGUCCGAAGAAGACAUGUCGAGCUGGAUUAUGGCCAUCAAUAACGCACUGCAAAGCGCCGUCGAAGGCCGAACGUUCAAGGACAAGCCGUCGACGGCCCACGCAGACCUCGGUUUCAACGGAGUUGAUAUUGGCUCGAUGCUCGUUGGAAAGAGCUCAUCCGUCGGCCACGCCAGCCACUCCAGCGCUAUCCCUUUCCGCCGUACCACCGUCGGCGCGCGGCCUAGCACGUCCCGCGGAAAUAGUUUUGAGGAAAGACCGGACAAGCUCUUGCAGACGCUGCGCGAGAACGACCAGGGCAACAACUGGUGCGCCGACUGUGGGUCAAACAACAAGGUCGAAUGGGUCUCGCUCAAUCUCGCCAUCAUCGUCUGUAUCGAAUGCAGCGGCAUUCAUCGGUCGCUGGGGACGCACGUCAGCAAGAUCCGGUCACUCACCCUGGAUACGACGUCGUUUACGCCUGACAUUAUCGAAUUGCUCCUUCUUGUUGGAAAUAGAGUCUCCAACAUGGUCUUCGAAGCCAGGCUGGACCCAGCGUUGAAGCUGACACCGCAGUCCAACCGUGAACAGCGUCUGAAAUUCAUCACCGCGAAAUACGUCGACCGUGCCUACGUUGAGCCCAUCUCGGCGACACUCUCUCGGUUCGCCAACGCAGAAGACGGCCUGCUCGCCGGUAUCAAGCGCAACGAGAUCCAGCAGAUCCUCUACGCCCUCGCGCUCCGAGCCAAUCCGAACGUGACGGACAAGUCCCGCGGCACACACGCCGUAUAUCUCGCUCUCGCAGCCGCAGACCCGGCCCCGCCGUCGCCCAUCCCAUCCCAGACGCUGUCCGCGCCAGGAUCGGCUGUCGACCGCUCCGUCCCCUUCCCAGUCGCCGAGCUCCUCAUCCAGAACGGGGCCGAGAUCCCGGAUGCCCUCCCGCAAGUGCCCCUUAGUUUGGCGGCGCAGGCGUACAUCGAGAUGAAACGCGGUCGCAAGGCCGCCAGCGAGGCCUCCGGGUCUUACGACAGUCCCUCGGCGGCGGGUCUGGGCCCAGCCGCGGCCCUGACGAGUCUCGGUAGUAGUGGUAACAGCGACAAGGCGCAGCGAGAGCGUGACUCACGAUUGCAGAAGCGGGUCAGUGCCGGUGGGCGACUGGCGAAGACGCCCAUCCCUGAACGCUAG